Messenger RNA from Penicillium brevicompactum, 720 nucleotides. Its product is annotated as Spc97/Spc98. Bases 1 to 720 code for a protein of 239 amino acids. Gene Ontology annotation, molecular function: gamma-tubulin binding. NCBI's taxonomy places the organism in Eukaryota, Fungi, Ascomycota, Eurotiomycetes, Eurotiales, Aspergillaceae. The transcript has a single exon. The record is from RefSeq and is a predicted model, not a curated record.
AUGCGCCCUGUAUGGGCUUCAGGCAGUGCGUGCUUGUUCGUACUUUCUGAAGUUGGUGGGUUUUUCCAGGGGGACGUCGUCAAUGAAUCGUGGCAGCAUCUUCAGCAUUGGAUUCAAGGCCACUCUUCAGCUCCAUCUGCACCCAACUCUCGGCCUGGAUCUUCAUCAUCGUUCAAAGCACAGUUCGAUUCCCCGAAAAACGACUCUUUGGGGUCUGGCCGAGAAACCAUGGGACGUCACGACCCCGAGGCUCUCACUGUCGCUCACCGCCGGCACUUGUCAUCCCUGAUCCACUCUCUUCUUCUUGCAGAAGUCCCAUUCGCAAGAACCCUCAGGGGUCUUCUCACCAACGUUGAUCGCUUCGCCGCGCUUGUUAUACGAUUGGAAACGAUCCAACGAAACAUGGACCUCGAGGCAGAUGAAGGUGUGGAGGAUGCUUUGUUCGACUAUGCUUCAGAAGAGCGUGAAGUGUGGGAGGAGCUAUGUGCUACUCGUAACGAUGUCGAUGUCAGCAUACAAAAUCUUGUCACAAACCUGAGAGACAUUGACGAUAGUCGCUCAGGAGACGGUGGCGGACAAAUCGAUCUAGCACAAAACUUCGGUCAAACUCUGCCUGGCACCCAGCACGACAAUACCGACCCGGGGUUCAAUCACUAUGUGCCCCCCAAGCCGGCGGGCGUGGACCGCUUGCUCAUGAAAUUGGAUUUCGGAAGCCUGUAA